Messenger RNA from Striga asiatica, 1590 nucleotides. NCBI's taxonomy places the organism in Eukaryota, Viridiplantae, Streptophyta, Magnoliopsida, Lamiales, Orobanchaceae. The record is from the annotation of a GenBank genome assembly.
UAUUCUUUUAUAGUUCGCGAAGAAGAAAAGUGACAAAUUUGCCAUGUCCUAGUAGUCUCUGGAGUGGAGAAAAUCACCACUCACGUAUGGCGACUUCCCCUUGUGCUCUUAUCACCAUGACCCAUUUAUCCAAAUCCCAUUCCGCAGCCAGUAAAACGAGUUCCUCCACGCCUUGCUUUCAAAAACUUCCAUCUUUCCACAGUGAAACACGAAAUCUCAUUUCCGUAAAUCUUACGGGGUGCUGCAAAAUUCCUGUUUUGGGCAGAACUUGCUGGAAUUGCAGAAAAAGUUUCAAUUUUUCAGCACUGUCUUCUUCGUCCGGCAACUGGGUGGAGGUAGAGAUUGACCGAAUUCCCAACGGAUACCAAAAUGAGGAUGAACUGAUAGUAGUUAAUUUUUACAGAUUCGUGUUUGUAGAAAACCCUCGAGAGGAGGUUUCUAAACACCUCGCUUUCAUGCAGGGGCGGGAUAUACAUGGUCGUAUAUACCUGAAUGAGCAAGGGAUUAAUGCUCAGUACAGUGGGCCGUCUAAAGAUGCACUAGCAUAUGUUGAAUGGGUUAGGGAAGACGACAGGUUUUCUGACAUAUUGGUUCAGAUAUCUCCAGCUAUAAAUGGCCAUGCAUUUCCAAAAUUGAAGCUGCGUUAUAAGCCAUCACUCUUGGAAGAGGGUACUUCACAUCUACCUUUGCUUGAUCUGUCAGUGAGAGCUACACCUCUUACACCAUCUGAAUGGAGGAACAGGCUGGAAGCAGUUAAUAGGACUGAUAACUCAUUGAGUAGAAAGAACACCAAGAUCAUUCUACUCGAUGUGAGAAAUGCUUCAGAUCCUUUAGCGGCAGUUGAUAAAGAGAACACAGAUAUAUUGAUGUACUGUACAGGAGGAAUUCGCUGUGAUGUAUACUCAACAAUGCUUAGGCAGCACGGUUUCAAAAGACUGUAUACUUUAAAGGGAGGUGUCUCUCAUUACCUCGAAAAUGAAGGUUGUGCUGGAUGGAUUGGCAAUCUUUUUGUAUUUGAUUCCCGCCUUUCUCUACCACCAUCAACCUACAAUCGUGAAAUCUGUGCUGAGGCAACUGGAAAAAGGUCACAUUUGCUUCAGUCAUUUGCUAAAUGCUACAUAUGUGAGUCUCAAGUAUCUGAGUUGAGGCACCGAAAUUGCGCCAAUCUGGAUUGCAACUUGCUCUUUCUGUGCUGCUUGAAAUGUGUGGAUGGUUUGAGAGGGUGCUGCUGCAUUAAGUGCACAUCUGCAGCUCGGCUUAGACCCGUGCUGCAAGGGCACCAGAGAUACGACAAGUGGCAUAACUAUCGACAUCUCGAGUCGAAAGUAAAUUCGAUGCCUUGAAUUUCUCUUUACACAUUUGCAGGAAGUAGUUUUUUUUUUUUUUUUACCUGUUCAAUGAUUUUGAGUUCAUGUACGGAUUGAAGUGAGGAACUUGUCCUGAGUUUUAUCUAAGUGUUGAGUAGCUCCCAGAAAGGCGUGUAUGUAAAUAAUCCCAUUUGAAAAACAAUUCAUAGCAGGAAAGAAUCUUUGUUAAAAUUUUGAUUUUAGAAUAUGAAAAAUAGAGAGAAAAUCAUAUGUUAAAAUUGGC